AUCACACGAAAUGUCAAAACUGUGCAAUUAUUUGCAGCGUAGUGAUUUCUUGUGUCCGUUCGUACGAGUUUUCUCCGCCGGAAUCGAGUUCAAUGCGUAAAUUCGUGCUACGAAACUACGGAAAGUUUAGCUUGUUAAAUAGUGUUUUCAUCCAAGUCACAAUUGCGAUGUAAUUACAGCGAAAAAUGAUAAAUCCAACAUAUCGGUUGGAUGGUGAAUUGGGAUAGCAAGUUUCUAAGCAUCCAGGGUGUGAUAAUUAUUUUUCUCUGCCGAUUCGUAUCUGUUCUAUCUCCGUCUUCACCGAGUCUCCGAUCUGGAAGAUUUUUCGGAGCUAUCGUGUAUACAAAAAUAACUCCUUAUCAAUUAUUUCUCCAAACAUCUUCGCGAGUGUGAGCAGCCACCGGAAGAAGUGUACAAUUUCAACACAGAACUGCCGAGUAGCAGGAGCACCUAAUUGCGAUAAUGGAUUUAGUAGACAUCGACAAAGUGUUGGAUGAUUUGGAGCUGAAUGAGGAUAAUUGCAGAAAUCUAACUCCUUCGGUCGCAGCACCAGAAGUAAAGAUUGCAACAGCUACAGGCAUCACACCGGAAAAGGCAUCAAAAUAUUCAACUUCGCUGAAACACGUGUCGAACUCAAAAGUAAGCGCUCAACCACCAGUCCAUGAGAAUGGAACCAACGCAUCCAAUACCGUACAUACGGGCACCAGCAGUAGCUGCAUCAGUGGCCCAGAAAAGGAUGUUGCUAAAACUAAGCCAAAAACGAAUGUGGUGAACGUUUCUACUGUAUUCUCGAGUCUUAAUGAGUACGUCAACGCAGGAACGGAGCUGGAAGAGAAGCUCCAACAACAAGUUGAAACACAAAAGGCGGCUCUGACCGUAGCUGUUAUCGAGAAGAACGGCACCGAUUCGAGUAAUGGUGACAACAAACCUCUGAUCUCACCGUCCAGUUCGUCAAUUUCUACCGAGUCUCACUCGUCCUCGUUGCUCGAUGUACGGGGAUCUUCUUCGUCCAGCACCUCGAACAGCUCCAAUUCGGGUCGCAAACGGAGCAAUAGUAGCAGCGUCACAUCGUCAACUUCCACCAGUGACGUUGACGAAGACGACGAGGCGCACGGACAUGAACGAUUCAACGAAGGAUUGUCUUUGAGCGCGGGGGAUUAUAUUCUGGAUUCAUCGGAGAAUACAACGCUGGCAACGACGAACGAAGACCAGCCGGUGAGUCAGGUGGUGUUGGAGAAAAAGUCGGGCCCCAGCGAACAGCAGGACACAUCAGCGUUUUCGUACAAAAACAGUCUGUAUUCGGACACGCUGAGUAACGAUGUUAUUAACCUAGAAGGUAUUUCAUCGAUAUCUUCUAUCGUGGCAGUUGACUUAACAAGUGCAGGCCAAGGAGACAAACCAGUGGAGGGGAUUUUAAUACCACGCCAGAGAGAACACAAAAAAGAGGAUGCCAUGCUGGCUCAAUCUGAGAUCAUUGAAGAGGAUAGAACCGAAGUGAAGAAGGUCGUUGGGUUUGAAUCUACGAUGGAUGAUGUAUCUGAUACGGAAUUGGAGAGCUAUCUGCAGGAACUGGAAGAAUACGAUAUCCAUCAGAACAUUGCACCUGGUCCAAGCGCAGCGUCAGCGAGUUCAACUGAUCCGCAACCUGUAGUGGAAGAGAGCAAGGAAGAAUUUGAAGAAAAAGAUAAAAAAGACACUGUCAGCAUCGGAAGUCAUAACAGUAUUGAAACCAGAAGUGACGAAAGCAUCCCGGAAUCAAAUAGAGGAGAAAAUGACGAUGAUCUUAUUUCUCAAGCGUCUACCCUCGAGUUUAACGAUCUGGCAGCAAUGGCAUCCGCCAACGGCACCAACGAAGUACCAGAUGUUCAUGUAGAUGAUAUUCCGGACAAUGAGGUGAUGGAAUUCCAGCAAGAACCAGUCGAUGAUGGGAGUGAAAUCAAAUUUAUCGACUGUACGGAAACGGAGUCCGCCGUUAUACGAGAACAUCAAAAUGUAACUGAGGAGGCUGGCGAUGACAACGUUGAACAGUUAGUACGCGAGCAACAUGUGACACCUCCAAAGGAUACGUUAGAGUCUGAAAGAGUUCCUUUGCCCAGGCCAAGCUCUCUGGAACUGCCACAGCUGGAUAAUUUUAGCGAAAAGCAGAGCUCUCCUGGUCAUACACCGCCCUCGUCAAUAUCUCAUGGAAUUGAUUCAGAUCAGGGUCUCACUCUUUCUUCCACGAGUUCAGAUGACUUUGUACCAUCGAUUGCGAUAGUUCCUCAGCCACCAUCGGCCCCGCCAACGGAAGACAGUGAAGGACUUAUUCACCAACCGCCCGGUGGCGGUCUGUCCUCGGGUGAUUAUCGACCCUCGGCUGUCUUAAGCAGUGUCCACUCUCAGCUGGGCAAAAUUCCUCCAUUCUGGGUACCGGACAACUCGACCAAUUUCUGCAUGCAAUGUAACCUCAAAUUUUCAAUAAUCAAACGGCGCCAUCACUGCCGUGCGUGUGGACAACUGCUGUGUUCAGCUUGCUGCUGUCUGAAAGCCAAACUUGAAUACCUCGGAGACGUUGAAGCACGCAUCUGUAUUAGCUGCGACAUAAUUCUCAACCAGCAGCAGCAAGCACUAGAAGAGGCGCAAUAUGGGUCCCAGUUCGAAAUAGCCGCCGGUGCAUCUGGUCUUCCAUCAAACCGCCAACCAAAUCCAAACAAUCCAAUGGAGUACUGUUCAACUGUACCACCGUUCCAACAGGCCAACAUCCACCCUCACUCUCCCAUUUCUGUGAUGGUUCCAGUUGGUGUGCUGAAACGCGCUGGAGCUCCUCCACGCUCCAACCGCAAAGAUAAGACUGUGAUCUUCAGCGACGGCAUUCGGCCAGGUUGCGAUCUGACCGAGCUGGACGAGAACUGGGAUGCCCAGCCGAAAACUUCUUCCGUGUUGCCGGCAGGGGAGAAGAAGCGAGGUCGUGUACAGACACCAGUCUCGGAUGGUUCCCCGCUGAUUUCCAACAUUGUAAAAUCGUUGAUACCUCCGGAGGAGAACAAGUUGCCACCGAUACUGCAGCAGGUAUCCAAAACCGAAACAAAACAUACAGAGGUCGACAACAACGAGGCUUUGAUCGCUAGCCUGAAAGACGGAACGUUGACGUUCGCGCUGCUGCGUAACUUUCAUGUGCUGGUGACGAUCGUGGAGUUGAGUUGUUGUAUCAAUAAAACUGUGAUCAAUUUUACGACGUGUGGAAUGCACUAUGUGGGGCAGGACGAGUUGGUUAUCCUGUUGGAGUUGGGCGAUUCGCUCAUGCUUCCGAAGGACAUUUUUGUGCACUUGAAUGAUAUAUUUCAGGACGCGGACGGUGGUAGCACCAUCAGUGAGCUGGGCUUCAGUCCUGCACGUAACACAAAUUUUCUUGGCUCGAAAAAUCACGGCGGAUUCCUGUACGUCAGACCAACCUAUCAGUGUAUGCAGAAUGUGAUUACACCGGAUGCCCCUUACCUAGUGGGUGUACUGGUACAUCGCUGGGAGGUACCCUGGGCUAAGGUGCUGCCUUUAAGACUAAUGCUGCGGCUAGGUGCCCUUUACAGAUAUUAUCCGAGUCCCCACGUGAGCGUUCGUGACCGUGAAUCGGUUUACGUCGAAAUUGCCCAAACCGUUAUCAAUCUGCUGGCAGACUUCAGAAACUAUACCUACACAAUUCCGACUGUUCGUGGAAUGGUAAUACACAUAGAAGAUCGCAAAACCAGUAUCCUCAUACCCAGGAACAGAUAUGAGCAAGUUAUGAAGGUGUUAAACAGUUCAAACGAUCAGAUUUUGGCUCUUGGUGGAAAUUUCAGUAAGGUGGCCGAUGGCCAUCUAGUGUGUAUACAGAACACAGAGUCAGGCUGUCCAGAGGCUACCCAAUAUUCUACACAGGCUAUAAACAUCGAAGGUCAACCACGAAAAGUUACUGGUGCGAGCUUCCUUGUGCUGAAUGGCGUGUUGAAACCAAACAGUGGUUUGGUCGGCAAAUGUAGCAUCGUGGAGGAUGGUUUGAUGGUUCAAGUCCCACCGGCGAAAAUGAGCACCAUCAAGGAGGCGUUGAAGAACAUGAAGGACUACCGAAUUGUUUGUGGACCGGCCGAGGGUGACGAUAGUCAGAAAGAAAUAGUCAGUAUCGAGUGGAGUGAGAACGAUUUGAACUUCAAUAUUGGAGUAGUUUCGCCCAUCGACAAAAAACCUUUGAACGGAGUGCCUAGUAUAAGAGUGCAUAGGGGGACUGAUUAUUCCAAUGCCAAUCACAUCAUCCGCUGGACGGAAGUCUUCAUCAUCCAGGGAGACGAAGAGUCGAACCAUCCGGGAGACCCCAUCAACAUGUCGAAACUGUCAGAACAGAUUGCCAAGAGCGCAUGUACUGCACUGGUCGCCUUUCUAGAUCUGCUGGCGUCAAAUGGAUUUCUCAAGUUGGGGCUACGAAUAAUGCUGGAUUCUGAGAAUGUAUCUUACGAAGCUGGGAGCAAGUUCAACAAAUUGGGCCCACUAUAUAUGAACGCGUUGGACAACGAGUUAAUUGGCACGCUUAAUCGACAGGCAAAUAGCCUCCACCUAGAUCAGCAGAUCAUCAUCGAAUUGAUUUUUCAUAUUCUGGACAAAUAAACGUGGAUGUAAUAUACCAUACGAAACGCUAUAGCAGUGUUUUAACGGUCGGAAUGCGUCAGCCACCUAAAUGGAACUAUUCAUAUACACAUCUCACUGUACUAAUGAUGUUUAACAAAUAGAGAUACUCUAGUGGGUGAAAGGCGUUAGUGUAGCGGGUUUUAGUGAUGAGAACAGUUAGGUUACUCAAACGAUAUUAACAAAGUGCAUAUAAUAUAACGUAUUGUUGCAAAUCGGAAGUGAAUUGAUUCGCACGUGGUCGAACGGAAGCCUGUGUUAGUAUAUUUACAAUCGUAAUGAUAAGUAACUUAAGUUGAACGAAAGUACUAAGAGAUUAUGUUAAGAAUAAUCGCCAACGCGAACUGUACAUCGCUUGUAAUAACAGAUAUUGUGUGCGCUGCAGAGGAGACGAAAUCUUUGUUGAGAUGAUAGAUGAGGGGCGAGUAACUUGUCUUUAUAAAAAAUAUUUCAUGUAUAGUUGAAUUAUUGGAAAUUUAUUAUCGCUAUUAUCCAACUUAAUAUAUUUAUAUUUUAUUUAGCAAUUUUAAAUAAAGGAAUGACAGCGAUAGCAAUGAAAA
This is a messenger RNA of Toxorhynchites rutilus septentrionalis, 5189 nucleotides long. It is a transcript of the gene Sara, whose product is annotated as zinc finger FYVE domain-containing protein 9. Gene Ontology annotation, biological process: endosomal transport. The record is from RefSeq and is a predicted model, not a curated record. The transcript is spliced from 8 exons. Gene Ontology annotation, cellular component: early endosome membrane. Gene Ontology annotation, molecular function: metal ion binding. The coding region runs from base 463 to 4611 and encodes 1382 amino acids. Lineage: Eukaryota; Metazoa; Arthropoda; Insecta; Diptera; Culicidae.